AUGGCUAGAAUCAGAAGCAAGUUCGAGAAAGAACUAAAGGAAAAGCUGUCUCAGAAAACCCCUGGAAAUUUAAGCGAGGAAACAUUUCUACUUAAGACUUUUCGAUUUUUUGACUUACUCCACCCCCAAAAAAAAAUUGGAAAAUAAUAUGUAAAAUUUGUAUUUUUAGGGACUCAACGCCAUUUAACUUGGAAUAAUUUAUUUUAAUAGUAAAAGUGCAACUAGAAUGUUUUUAAACAGUUUUUACACUGAAUAAAUUAUUUUUUUUACUUUAUAAAAAUAAAUUAAAAUAUAACUCAACUUAUAUUUGUUCAAAUUUUAUACAGAAAAAUAUUUUUUAAAACAAAAAUGAAAGGCUAGAAUAUUAUUUUUUAUAAAAUUAUUUUGAGCUAAUUUAAUGAAAAAAUCCAAGUAGAAUGUUAUUUAAACAGCGUUAUAGUGAAGAAUUAAUUCAAAAAAAUUAACGAUUAAUAAAAAUAAAUUAAAAUUCAAAGAUUUGCAAAUUUAUAUUUUUUUCAAAUUUUAUAAAAAUAGUUUUGACCUUAUUUAAUGGAAAAAGUGCAAGUAUACUGUUAUUUAAAACAAUUUUCGCAUUGAAUUGAUUAAUUUUAUUAAUUAAUUCAUAAAAAUAAAUUAAUCUCCAAAGUAUUGUGCUUUUUCAAUUUAAAAAAUAUUUUUAUAGAGAAAAAUUUAAUACAAUCCCCUUUAAAUUGGAACAGGGAUUUUUUGUUCAAAUUUAAAGAGGGAGAGUUAGACAACUCCAAAACAGUUUCAAAACAAGAGUGGGUUCGCGCCAUUGAAAAAAUUGGUGUAAUUGUGGAUGAUCCUCAACAGCUUGAUGAGCUUUUUGAUAUUUAUGAUGAAAGUAAAGACGGGUUUCUGGACUAUAGAGAAUUUAUAGCAAGCAUCUUUGGGCCUGAUUCGUCAGUUGGAAAACAAAUAUCUCCACAAAAAGUGUUGAGACCUUCAGAACAGCAGAGAGCUGAAGAAUUACUAGAAGCUAUCAGAGAAAAGCUAAUAACAAGAGGAUCAAGGGGCUUAUUAGGCCUUGCUAGACAGUUCAAAAUUAUGGAUGAUAAUGAUUCAGGGACUUUAGAGUUAGAAGAAUUUGUAAAGGCUUUUAGGGACUAUAGAGUUUCUAUGUCUGAAGAAGAUGCACAGCUAUUAUUUAGCUAUAUUGAUAGAGACAAUAACAAUACAAUCGAUUAUAACGAAUUCCUCAGAGCUUUAUCAGGCCCUAUAAAUCCCUUUAGAAAAAGUUUAGUCAUUCAAGCCUUCAAAAAGCUAGACUUAGAUGGCAGCGGUGCUAUAGAUAUCAACGAUAUUCGACAGCUCUACGACGCCAAAAAUCACCCAGAAGUAAGAGCAGGCCGCAAAAACGAAGACGAAGUCCUUAACGAAUUUCUCGACACUUUUGAAAUGCAUCACAAUAUGGGUGCCUCAAGAGAUGGAACAGUCACUUAUGAAGAAUUUGAAGAAUACUACAACAAUAUUUCAGCUGGCAUUGAUAAUGACCAAUACUUUGAAGCCAUGAUGAAUUCCACUUGGAAACUGACCCCGCCUCCUGAGUACACCAAAAAUAAAGCAUGGUCUUCACAACAAGAAGAAUACUCCAAGCCUACAAAUAGAGCUCCAAAGCCUGAAUUAACUCAAAGAAGGCCACCAGGCGCUGAAGCAAGCUUAGACAGACUAAGGAAAAAAUUAGCAAGUCGAGGUGCAAGAGGAAUUCUUGGGCUUGCGAGGCAAUUUAAGAUUAUGGACGAUGAUGGCUCUAGAAGUCUUAGUCUGAAUGAAUUUAAAAAAGCUUGCAGAGACUAUAGAGUUGGCAUUGAUGAAAAUGACGUAGAAAUUGCGUUUGCUGCGAUAGACAGAGAUAGAAGUGGGGAAAUCGAUUAUGAUGAGCUUCUAAGAGCUAUCAGAGGCCCUAUGAAUCAGUUCCGCCGAAACUUGGUUGAACAGGCUUAUAAUAAGCUUGAUAGAGAUAAAAAUGGUUUAUUAGAAAUUGAAGAUAUAAGAAAUGUUUAUUCAGCUUCUAGACAUCCAGAUGUCAGGAGCGGCAAAAAAUCAGAGGAAGAAGUGCUCGGAGAAUUUUUAGAAACUUUUGAAAUGCAUCACAAUAUCAGUGACUUGUCGAGGAGAGACAGAAAAAUUACUAAAGAAGAGUUCAUGGAGUAUUAUAAUAAUGUGUCAUCAAGUAUUGAUGAAGAUGCGUAUUUUGAGCUUAUGAUGAAUAAUGCUUGGAGACUUAAAGAUCAAGGACCUAUCAAAGAAGCCUGGAGCAAUGUGACUAAUACAUCUCACCACAGGCAGCAGUGGCUUGCAGACCAUCAUCGCAGUCAGUUCGGUGGCAGUGUCAGCUCAACUGCGCCAUUUGGGACGUCAGACGAGCCAAUGGAUUGGUCUACCACCUUACGGCCAGCUAGAAAUGAAGAUGUCGACCUUAUUUCAAUAGCUGCCAAUAUUCCAGCAGCUGGCGCACCUACAUGGUCAAUCACUUCUCCAUCCAACUCUACAAAUCAGCCACCCCAAAAUGAAGCUCCAGAAGAACUCCUGAAUGAAUUACGAGAAAAACUAGCUAAUAGAGGAGCACGUGGCUUUGUAGGGCUUAGCAGACAAUUUAAAAUUAUGGACGACGAUAAGAGCAAAUCACUAGACCGCAAUGAAUUUGUAAAGGCGCUGAGAGACUUUAGGCUUGAUGUUACUGAAGAAAACGCGAGAAAAUUGUUUAGAUAUUUUGAUGUGGAUGGGACUGGGACUAUUGAUUAUGAAGAAUUCGUGCAUAGACUGAGGGGUGAAAUGAGCAACGCCAGAAAACAGAUGGUGCUUCAAGCUUUUAACAAGUUGGACAAAACUGGGGAUGGGUUUAUAACAGUAGAAGACUUGAAAGGAGUUUACAGUUCAGCAUCACAUCCUGAUGUAAGGAUGGGCAAGAAGACUGAAGAUGAAGUCCUGUGUGAGUUUUUAGAUACUUUUGAAAUUCAUCAUAGUUUAUAUAAAGGAGGAAAAAGAGAUGCCAAAGUAACGAAAGACGAGUUUCUGGAGUAUUACGCACAUAUUUCUGCUUCCAUUGAUGACGAUAGAUACUUUGAACUUAUGCUGAGAAAUGCUUGGAAUUUUGAUAACAGGACUCAACAAAAAGCAUGGAGAGGAGAGUAUUAA
Messenger RNA from Blepharisma stoltei, 3159 nucleotides. The record is from the annotation of a GenBank genome assembly. Lineage: Eukaryota; Ciliophora; Heterotrichea; Heterotrichida; Blepharismidae.